AACAAAGUGAUGCUAACGGACACCUGCUGACUGUUUAUAGUUAGUUAGUUAGUCUGUUAGUGAGUCAGUCAGUGCUGGUUAACCCGGUUAUUCUGCCUGAGACAGCAGAGUCCGGAUUAAUAUGGAUUUAAUCUGAUUGAUCAGUUAAUCCAUCAGCUUCAUGAGAACAAACCUCAGCUACUAGUACACAAAACUACACAGUAACGGAGUACAUCUACUCUAAUACAGCUCUGAGUGUCAGAGUGAAUACCAGAGGAGUUAUGGGGCUCAUCGGUCCAGAAGUGUUUCUCCUCAGCGCUGCACGCCGUUAGCAGGACUUCGAUCCGAUCAGAUGGUUCUCACCAGAGAACCUCGUCUGCAGCGCCGCAGGAAGCUCGGUCCGGUCGGUCCGGCUCGGUCCUGCAGCUCUUUGCUUUGUCCAGCCGACGUCCAGAACUCUGAGGCUGAACCGGCUGCUCGCUCUCACACCGCUUCCAGAAGCCACUCGGCCGACGCCAAGGAACCCAAACCUCCGACGCCUCCUGAAACUCCGGCCGGACCUCGACCCGCUGCAGACCCGAGACCUCCAGAACCUCCAGAACCUCCAGAACCUCCAGAACCAGCAGCAGAACCAGCAUCUGAGGGGAAAGCUGCUAAGCCCCGCCCCUCGCAGCCCAACAGCCAAUCACAGCCCAGCCGACCUCCGACAGCAGCACCUGACGGACGGCAGCAGGAGGAUCGAGUGAUGCGAUGGAGGGCGGGGCUUCGACCUGGAGGUCAAAGGUCAGAGUAUCACCGACAGUUCAGCUGGAAGAAAAACGUCGCUUCACCUUUACUGAGCGCAGAACAGGUUCUGAACUCCGUCCCUCCCUUUAAGAAAAACCUGGUUCCCAUGGAGACGGAGUACAGGCGGAGCUUCCUGGGUCAGGCCCCGCCCACAGGGCCACGCCUCCGGAAACACUUGGAGCUCCAGAGAGUCCCGCUGUUCCACACUCACACGACCAACUGGAGGAGGGAGGAACCACAGAAGAAGCUCCGCCCCGAACAGGAAGCUGCUCAGAGAGACGACGCUGCAUCACCGCUAAAGGCCACGCCCCCUCCUCAGGUGCAGAGAGGACACAGGAACCCAGAAGGAGGCGGAGCCACGGAGGGCGACACCCACCAGGUGAAGGAGUUGAGGCAGCAGGCCUUGUCAUACCGCCAACGUGCCUGGGGAACCAACUUCUCCAGAGGCCACCUGAGCCAGCUGCUCUCUGAACACAACUUCCUGUGGGAGCCGUCGGACACCACCGAUACACCGGCCGACACCGCCACCCCCCGACCGACCGCCGACCUCCGUCCUGAGGUGGACAGUCGCGGGUCUUCACAUGUGGAGGUCCUGGACCUAGCCAGUAACUCCAGUAAGACGCCGUCGGUUGUGGGUUCAGGAGAAAAAUGUUACAUUAGCAAGAAGACACAAACGAAUCAACAAACACCUCCAGGUCCUCCAGCUGAACGACGUACAGCCUGGGGAGAAGAAGAAGAAGAAGAAGAAGAAAAUACUGAUGAAGAGGAGGGUCGGCUGCCGACUCCCAGGCUGAGAACGAGGCCUGUUCAGAGGACUCACCAUGACCUCACCACACCCGCCGCCGGUGGCGCCAUAAUAGUUGGAAAACUGAAGGGUGCUGAUGAUUUGUCUCCAUCCAAACAGAGAUCUGGAUCCUCCGUUUCCAUGGCAGCGAGGGCGGAGACUGUCACCGACCUGCCAGUCAAACCGAAAGAGGCGUGGUCAGAUAAUAACCCUGCCUCCAUAUACUCCUCCCCUAAGCACAAACCAGCUUCCAAUCCUCUGUCUAAACCAAUCAGGACGAAGCAAACGCCUCCGUCCCCUGUGGCUCCGCCCCCUCUGGUGCCGCCGCCUCAGCACUGCAUCCAGGGAACUCUGAGACACCCAGACUUCCAGCACAAUGGUGAGCUCGGCCUGAGGUUCAGGGAGCUGCCGUGUCCAGGUGGAGGCUGUGGAUCAGAUGAAGACGACCGGCUCUCGGUGAUGUCGUGGCGUUCGGCCGCCUCCUGCUCCAUGGCGUCCGCCGUCCUGGAGCGCGCUCAGAAGAGACGGGAGAACUUCUGGGGAAAGAGAUGACGUCGCCGUGGAAACUAGCGUGUGCUGUUUGUAGAGCUGAGUGGUUCAUGUGUCCGAUGGAUGUGUUUUUACACUGAGACCAGUUUUUAUAGAAGAAUCCAGGAUGUAAAUAUCGACUCACACUUUAUGUUGCUUUUUAUGUGAAUGUGAACCAGUUUAAAUGGAGGUAAUUCUACAUAAAAUCAACCAAAUCUGAGGAGGUCAGGUUGGAAGAACUGGUUUAUUUUUUAUGGGAUGGUUUUUUCACUGCUUGCCCCGAAACGUGGAAGUUGUUGGUUGUAAACAAACACAACUUCCACUCAUGUUGAGCUUUAAAGUCAGCUGCAGUUUGUUCCCUCCUGAGACUGUUGUUUGACCGGAAUACUUCCUGAAACAUUCUUUACAGCGUCUGGAACUCCAGCAGUAAAGCUUUUCUAUGUUCACGUCAAAUGUCAGAUUUUAGUUUCAGCUCAAUAAAGUAAACUCAUGGGCUGCGUUUCCACUGAUAUUCCCAGGAACUUCUACUUGUACCCACCCAUGAAAAUUUCCACGGAACUACAGAUUCCUUUACUACCAUCUAAGUUUGUCUAGAGAUUAUUCAGCAGACAGACGUUUCAUGAAACAGCAAAAAUGACCCUGAAGGAGAAGAAAUUAAACAUGUAGAAUGAAGUGAUUUUGAUGAAACAGCACAAAUUAAAUUUAAAUUUUACUACGUUUUCCAACAGAACAGCAUGUUGCGAAGGAGUAGUUCAAGAAUUGUCAGAGUUGAAGUAGAGUUGAUUUGUCGACCCGUCCAUCCACCCCAACCUCCUCCUGUCAUAUUUACUUCCACCACUAGAGGGCGCUUCACAAGAACACAUAGCUAUGGAUCAUUAAAAAAAACAACAACUGCACAACCUAACAUUAAGGGCAUUUUUUAUGGGAAGAAAUUCAGAAACUAGCAAUUAUUUUAUAUUAUUGAUCAAUCUGUCAGGUAUUUUAUUAGUUAUUUGUCAAUAAAUGUUCAUAUUUAGAGCUAAAAGGUGCUUUGCUAAGGUUAGAGGACCUUUGUUGUCAUGGUUACAGUAAUAAACAUGCGGUUUUAAAGUUUUAAAGUAAUGCUGACUGUCACUUUAAAACAGAAACCAUAGUAAAGUCCUGCUGAAUUGUUGACCUGUCCAUCCACCCCAACCUCCUUUAACAGUUAUUUUUGUAUUAUUGAUCAAACUGUUGGGCAUUUUUCUGUUAUUUAUUAAUGAUUUGUCAAUACUGUGUUGGAUUAAAGUCUUGUUUGCAACAAAAGAACCCAAAGAAAAGCAGCGUAUCAUCUCCAUUUCACUUGUUAUACUUAAUAAAUAUGCACUUUUUUAUUAA
Molecule: messenger RNA, 3433 nt
Organism: Amphiprion ocellaris (clown anemonefish)
Lineage: Eukaryota; Metazoa; Chordata; Actinopteri; Pomacentridae
Gene: saxo6
Product: Mdm1 nuclear protein
Exons: 16
Coding region: 332-2101 (589 amino acids)
Biological process (GO): negative regulation of centriole replication
Molecular function (GO): microtubule binding
Source: RefSeq, a predicted model, not a curated record